AUGGCGGCUGAAGAACGCAAAGGUUGGUUCAAGGACCAGAUCAGACUUGUGAGCAUUCUGAUCACAAUCUUCAUCUCUCUGGGGUCUUUCACCUAUGGCUACUGCAGCUCCAUCAUCGCCACCACCCUGGGCCAACCCGACUUCUUCAAGUACUUGCAUCUCGACACUGAAGGCCCCGGCUUGUCUCACACAAAUGCCAUCACCGGCGCCAUGAAUGGUUUAUUCCAGGCUGGUGGUUUCCUCGGAGCCCUCUCCAUUGGCCCUAUCUGCGACUGGUGCUCACGACGAGGCGGCAUUGGCAUUUCAGCUGCAACCUGCUUGGUGGGCGGAGCUCUGCAAUGUGGAUCCGUCAACGUCGGCAUGUUCUUGUUCGCUCGAUUCUUGACAGGUAUUGGAACUGGCAUGAUCGUCUGUGGAGUACCUCUGUAUCAGAGCGAGGUCUCUCCCCCCCAUACCCGUGGUGUCUUUGUCGGAGCGCACGGAGCUUUGCUCUGUACCGGCUACUCGGUGUCUGGCUGGGUCGGCUACGGCUGUUUCAAGUACUCUGGACAGUUCCAGUGGCGGUUCCCACUUGCUGUGCAGUGCUUUGCGCCCUUGAUGCUACUAGGCGGACUGUUCUUCAUCCCAGAGAGCCCUCGUUGGUUGGUCCUUCACGACAAACACGAUCGCGCCUACAAGGUGAUGGAGUGGCUGCACCGAGAUCCUCGAGACCCCGAGGGCAUCCUCGUCAAAGAGGAGUUCUAUGCCCUGCUGAAACAGCUGGAACUCGAAAAACUCCGUGGCGCCGGAGGGUACAAGGAGCUCUUUACCGGGUGGCCCAACCGCAAGCGUCUAUUGCUGGGCUUCUUCACCGUCUUUGGCGGUCAGUGCACUGCAACCAUUGUCAUCAACAACUACGGUGUGAUUCUGUACACGGCCCUCGGAUACGUGGCACCGACCACUCUCGCCUUUACGGCCGGCUGGGUCACUGUUGGAGUUGGGGGGAACGCACUCUCGGCGCUGAUUGUUGACCGCGUCGGACGUGUGAGGCUGUUAAUCAUCGGAUUCUGCGGUUGUCUGAUGGCGCUCAUCGUCGAAAUGGCCCUGCUGGCCACGUACAAGGGCACGACCAACAAGGCCGGGCUGGCGGCGGCCGUGGCGUUUCUGUUCAUCCACGUCGGAUUCUACAGCUCGUGCGUCGACGCCGUCACGUACAUCUACUGCACCGAGAUCUUCCCCAACCACCUGCGCGCGCGAGGGUCGUCCAUCUCCGUGUCGGGCCUCUUCUUCGCCACCGUCAUCUACACGUGCGCCGCGCCAACCGCGUUUGCCAACAUCGGCUGGAAAUACUACAUCGUCUUCGCCAUCACCACCGCCAUGACCGCCGUGGCCUGCUACCUGUGGUGGCCCGAGACCAAGGGCCUGUCGCUCGAGGAGAUCAACGCCCUGUUUGGCGAGGAAGUCGCCGUCGACGUGGGCCACAUGACCAAGGAGGAGAGGGAUGCUUUGGACGAGAAGAUCUUUGCCCAGACCCAGGAGAUUGAGGGCAUCGCCAGUCAGCCGGUGCCGGAGCACGCAAAGGCUUGA
Molecule: messenger RNA, 1566 nt
Organism: Fonsecaea nubica
Lineage: Eukaryota; Fungi; Ascomycota; Eurotiomycetes; Chaetothyriales; Herpotrichiellaceae
Exons: 5
Coding region: 1-1566 (521 amino acids)
Biological process (GO): transmembrane transport; carbohydrate transport
Cellular component (GO): membrane
Molecular function (GO): carbohydrate:proton symporter activity
Source: RefSeq, a predicted model, not a curated record